AUGACAGAGCCAGUCGGUGAAAUGUCGGCUAGAGCUGGUGGCACUGGUGGCUACAACCGAGAGGAAGAGGGUGUCAAUGUUUCUCAUGUCUUGUCUGACGAUCUGGAUGCUGUCGUUGGUGGGAUGAGCUUUGCGGAUGGCGACAGCCGCCAUGACCUGCAGUUAGGCGAUUCAAGUGAGAACGGAAAAGCCGGCAAGAAAAAAGGAGCGGGCUUUGAGGAGGCAGAGGACGGUGAGGGCAUUGUGGAAGGGGGCGCUGACAGCAACGCGGUUGAAGAGUCUGUGAAAAGGACGGUGAAAAGCAUCCUAAAUGUGUUGAUACCGUACGGCGGCAUGCUGUCGACUGGCUUUAACCUUGCGUCAACGUCGAUUGGCGCGGGUAUCCUGGGUCUGCCCGCCGCGUUCAACAACGCCGGCACUAUCAUGGCAACCAUUUACAUUGUUCUCAUUACAGCGGAGACGGUGUACUCGAUGCGUUUGCUAGCUCAAGUAGCUGACAAGACGGGGCUGCGUUCGUUCGAGGAGAUGGGGAAAUACUUGCUGCACCCACACGCUGACGUUGUCGUUGCGAUCACCCGUGCAUUACACACGUACGGUGGCUCGGUAGCUUAUGUGGUAACGAUUGGUGACUUGCUGAAGCCAAUCUUGUCGUCGAUAUCGGGGACGCCGGAGUUCUUGCUUGAAGCGACAGGCCGAAAGCUGUUGCAGACGGCAUUCUGGCUGGUGUUCAUGUUCCCACUGAUCUUUGCGCGGAGCUUCAACUCACUGCGCUUCGUGUCCGCGACCGGCAUUCUUUUCAUCGUGUUCUUCUCUCUUGUUGUGAUUGUGCACUGUGGGAUGUACGGUCUGAAGGCCGAACCACGCGCCAAGACGACAUUGUUCAACACUGGCAACGAAGCAACGAAUGUAGUGGGCGUGUUUGUGUUCAGUUACAUGUGCCAGAUCGCCGCACUGGAGCUGUACUGGGAGAUGCGGAAGCGCAAUACGCGGGACUUCACGCUAUGCGCCGCGGUGAGCAUGACCGUCUGUGGCGUGCUAUACUUCCUCACUGGGCUCUUUGGCUACCUGGACUUUGGCACUCAAGUCAAGGGCUCGGUGCUGCUGCACUACAACCCAAUUGAGGAGCCGCAGGUGUUUGUUAGCUACAUCGGCAUCUUCAUCAAGAUCUGCGCCUCCUUCGGUUUACUCAACAAUGCCUGCCGCUGCGCUCUCUUUCCUGUCUUUGGGUGGGACCCAAAGACGGCCCCGUACUGGAAGCACGCAGCUGCCGCCGUGAUCAUCGCGUUGGUGGCCUUUGUGCUCGGCAUCUUUGUUCCCAACAUUAACGUGGUCUUCAGUCUCACGGGCUCACUAGCGGGUGGCCUCGUUGGCUUCAUCUUGCCUGCCCUGUACAUGAUGUACUCUGGGAACUGGACACUGCGCUCUGUUGGCAUCGUCAACUAUGUUUCCACCUACUUGGUGCUCAUCGCGGGCGUUGUCGCACUCGUUUUCGGCACGGCCGGCACCAUCUGGAGCCUUGCAGGUUAA
Molecule: messenger RNA, 1527 nt
Organism: Bactrocera neohumeralis
Lineage: Eukaryota; Metazoa; Arthropoda; Insecta; Diptera; Tephritidae
Product: probable sodium-coupled neutral amino acid transporter 6
Exons: 1
Coding region: 1-1527 (508 amino acids)
Biological process (GO): amino acid transmembrane transport
Molecular function (GO): amino acid transmembrane transporter activity
Source: RefSeq, a predicted model, not a curated record